AUGAAUCGAUCUUUUUUUUCUCUCUCUUCAAUCUACUUUUUAAAUCAACUUUCUUUUCUCUUUCUUUUUUCUUUUUGUUUGGAUCUGCAUGAGUUUCUUUCUUUCUUUCUCCAUGUCAUAUGUUCUUCCUUUUCUUCUUCCUCUCAAAUUUGUUGUUCUAUCUUUCUUCUUCCUCUUUCUUCUUUCUCUUUCCUCAAUCUAAAUGUUCUUCUUUCUCUUCCUCCAACUGGUUUCUUCUUCCUUCUUUCUUUCUCUUUUCCUCCAACUCAAAUAUUUGCAAAUGAAAUUGGCCCUGAUCUGCAUCUUCCUCUUUCUUCUCUCUCUUUCCUCCAAUCUCAAAAUGUUUUCUUUCCUCUCUCUUUCUUUUCUUCUUCCUCUUUUUCUCUCUUUGUUUGCUUCGCUGUUUCUUUUUCCUCUUUCUUCUCUCUUUUUCCUCAACUCAAAUGUUUUCUUCUUUCUCUUUCCUCUUUUUUUCAAUCAAAUUUCUUCUUUCUUUCAAAAUGUUUCUUCUUUCUCUUUCUUCUCUCUCACUUUCUCUUGACUCCAACUCACUCUCUUCCUUUUUCUCUUGCCUCGAACUCAAACUUCCUCUUUCUUCUCUCUUCCUCCAAACUCCUUUUCUUUCUUUCUCUUCCUCCAACUCUACUUCUUUCUUUGGUCUCCUCCAAUGUUUCUUCUUUCUCUUGCCUCCAACUCCAAAUUGGCUCUUUCCUCCAACUUUUUCUUCUUCCUCUUUCUUCUUUUCUCUCUUUUAUUCUGAAACUUUCUUCCUCUUUCCUCAAAUCAAAUUCUUCUUCAUCUUUCUUCUUUCUCUUUCCUCAACUCUUUGUUCAAAUUUUUCUUCUUCCCUCUUUCUUUUUUCUCUUCUCUUUCUUUGAAAUAGAAACUCAAACUCAACUUCUUUCUCUUGCCUCCAACUUCUUUUUGUUUCUUCUUCCUCUUUCUUCUUCUCUUUCCUCCAACUCCAAAAGUUCUCUUCUUCUCUUGCCUAUCCAAAUGACUAAAAUUCUUCUUUGUUCUUCUUCAAACCUCCAAAAAAAGAAACUCCAAAUGUUUUCUUCUUCCUCUUUUCUUUUCUUCUUCCUCCAAAAAUUUUUCAAAAUUCCUCCAUAA
Messenger RNA from Acanthosepion pharaonis, 1113 nucleotides. Lineage: Eukaryota; Metazoa; Mollusca; Cephalopoda; Sepiida; Sepiidae. The record is from the annotation of a GenBank genome assembly.